This is a messenger RNA of Oppiella nova, 894 nucleotides long. The record is from the annotation of a GenBank genome assembly. Lineage: Eukaryota; Metazoa; Arthropoda; Arachnida; Sarcoptiformes; Oppiidae.
AUGACGGGUCAGACGAGUCAAAGCCAGAGCCAGAGUCGGGGGUCGCGUCGCGAGGGUGCGACGGGUCAGGAGGGAGUGGUGGCCUUCUCUCCCUUAGCGAUGGCCACCAACCAUAACAUCAUAGAGUACUGCCGCACAUCCAUGUCUGCGUUGAGCGGUUCCGCCGCCGGUAUCAUAGGUCUCACCUCUUUGUACGGCUUUGCCUUCUACUUCCUCAUGGCUAUCGUAUUAUGGCUUAUAAUUAUCGUCAAUGUCGGCAAUCAUUGGACCAAAUACUUCACGUCUCGCCGCCAGAUACUGACCAACGGUCUGUUCGGAGGGCUCACCACUUAUGUCCUCUUCUGGACAUUCCUCUACGGUAUGGUUCACAUACUGACCAACGGUCUGUUCGGAGGGCUCACCACUUAUGUCCUCUUCUGGACAUUCCUCUACGUGAAGAGCGAUCAGCGAGAAGACCAAACACUUGAGGUCCUGAACCAAGUAAUAGAAACAUCUCAAGCCUUCCGUGUCUUUGCNGACGCAAUGACGGGUCAGACGAGUCAGAGCCAGAGUCGGGGGUCGCGUCGCGAGGGUGCGACGGGUCAGGAGGGAGUGGUGGCCUUCUCUCCCUUAGCGAUGGCCACCAACCAUAACAUCAUAGAGUACUGCCGCACAUCCAUGUCUGCGUUGAGCGGUUCCGCCGCCGGUAUCAUAGGUCUCACCUCUUUGUACGGCUUUGCCUUCUACUUCCUCAUGGCUAUCGUAUUAUGGCUUAUAAUUAUCGUCAAUGUCGGCAAUCAUUGGACCAAAUACUUCACGUCUCGCCGCCAGAUACUGACCAACGGUCUGUUCGGAGGGCUCACCACUUAUGUCCUCUUCUGGACAUUCCUCUACGGUAUGGUUCACGUGUAUUGA